Messenger RNA from Rattus norvegicus (Norway rat), 6645 nucleotides. Lineage: Eukaryota; Metazoa; Chordata; Mammalia; Rodentia; Muridae. The record is from RefSeq and is a predicted model, not a curated record.
AUGGUUGGUGUCAGUGUGGCUGUUUACACACAUUCUGUUCCAGAAAGGAGACUUCCACUCCCGCAGGUCUCCCAGAAUCUCCAGACCAAGGGACUCUCCACAACAAUAAUGCUCCAGCCUUGCUGCCUUUGAGGAGUUUGGGUACCAAUAACCAAGGUAGCCUGUAACCAAGGUAGCCUGGAAACAAGGUAGCCUGUAGCCAAGGUAGCCUGGAACCAAGGUAGCCUGGCUUCUGGAAUGGAUGACAGUCCUUCUCCAGGGGUUACUUGCCUCAGCUCUGGUCAUUAUGUCAUACCCUCUCUAGAGAGUCGUUCGUUUUGGAGCAGGAGAGCUGAGAUUUGGGUAGGACUGUCAUUCAUUCAGCAAAUGGCUCCCGUUACAUGAGCCCAUGACAAGGGGCUCCCUAAUGCUGAAUUUAGGGUCACACCUUGGCUUAUCAUUCAGUUAUUUUGACAGGUAAGGCUUCAAAGAUGGAGGCUAGAUAUGGUAGUGCAUGCUUACAGUCCUAGCCUGUAGAAGGCUGAGGUGGGAGGACUGCUUCAAGUUUGAGGCUAGGCCACAUAAAAUGGCCCUGCCUCAAUAUAAAUGCAAAGGACAAAGGAGUAGAGAGAUGGCUCAGUAGUUAAAAGUGUUUGUCUUGCAGAGGACCCUGGCUUAGUUCACAGCGUCUACAUGACAACUCACCAUCUAUUACUGAAGUUCCAGGGUGUCUGUCACCCUCUUUUGUCUAAUACAGGCACCACACACACACACACACACACACACACACACACACACGGUGCACAAACCUACAUGUAGACAAAACAUACUUGUAUCAAAAAAAAUUUUUUAAGCCGAUCAAGCCUGGGCUAGACCACCAUCUGAUACCUUGAUACAGUCGACAUCAAAAUGACUCGCAUUGUAACCACACUGACUCCAGGAGCAGAGGCUGACUGGCUUCUUUGCAGUUUAUUGACCAGUUUACCUCUGUUAGUACCAAAGUCUUCUCCCUUUCGCACUCCCCAUUUUAUUUUGGGGAGUGAGGACUUGAAAACAGAUCUGUGUGCUUGCUAAGCACACCAAACCUAGCUCUUUACCCUUCCAAAGGUCCUUUCCCACUUGAUGAGGAAAUAUUAUAUUUUAAUAAAAUUAUGAGGAACUUUCACAUGAUAGACAAAAGUUUCAUAGUAAAGUUUUGUUUUGUUUUCUUGAGAUAUAGGGUCUCAUUAUAUAGCCCUGGCUGGUUGGGAACUCACUAUGUAGACCAGGCUAGUCCCAAACUCAACAGCACUCUGCCUGCUUCUACCUCUGGGCUGCCAGGAUUAAGGGCACGCACAAUUAGCCAAGCCGUAGUAAGUUUUAGUAAGACCUGCUGCAGCCGGGACUUACCUGCCUGUCUCCAGGCAUGGCUGCUGCUCAGUGGGCUGUGGUCCUUCCCAACAGGUUUGUCUCCGUGUACGAUUUGUAGAUAUGUGUGAUUUUUAAAAUCUAAAUUUGGGGUUGCAUAGCUGCCGAGUGACUUCUCUCACCAGUGAGGUGUUGGUGGCACUUCUGUUGGCGGCCGAGGAUUUCAUCCCCUCACUGUCAUGUGUCAUUCAUACCAUGGAUGCUGUGUAGCAGGCCCACUGCCUUCCUGAGGUGAGCUGUGGGUGUGCCUAGCAGCAGCUGUACAUACAGCUUUGUCAAAUGACCUCAGGCUGGCCCUGUAGGAGACACUCCUGAGGCUAGACUGCUCUGCACAGUGGGUUAAUUAUGUUUUGAGGUAGUUCUUGCCAUGAUGCACAGGUGGGGCUCAGACUAGCGAUCCUCUUGCCUCGUCCCCACUGCUGGGGUAGCAGACACUCGCCACCAUUCCCAAGCACACUUUUAUUUUCAAAGUGUAAAAUGUUCACAUUCAAAGUCACAAAUGGUCUGUGUCCAUCACUCUUUGGUUCCUCAGCCACUUUGGUCCCAGUCAGUUGCUUUCUGUUACUGGAGCUACUCAGACUGUCACCACACCAGCAACUCCCUAUUGUUAGGUCUCAGGCCCUUCAUAUCUCUAGAAAUGUACAGGACUGUAGAAGGACACCCUCAAAGGUUGUCCCUCCUCACAGCUGCUCAAGCUACUUAGAACCCCCGAUGUGUGUUCUCAGUAUCUAUCUCUGCUCUCUGGGGCACCGUGGAUAUCCAGUCUCUCUCUCCCCUCUCCCUCUCCCCUCUCCCCCUCCCCCUUCUCUCCCCUCUCUCCCUCUCUUCCCCUCCCCCUUCCCCUCUCCCUCCUCCUCCCCCUCUCCCUCUCUUCUCCUCUCUUUAUCUCCCUCCCUCCCCCUCAUUCUCUCCUGCUUCCUGCUUCCUGCUUCCCUAGCCCAUGACCACAUUCAGUCUGCUUUCAUUUCUCUCCGCUCUGGACUCUUCCAAAUGCUUUUGGAUAGCCUUUAAUGGAGGGGUUACCUCAGCAGUCUCGUGCCCCACAUAUACUCAUGACCAUGUCAGGCCUGGGCUACAGUGUCUGGUUUCCCUUUCCCGUCUUCCAGUUACCCUUAUUUAUAGCAGGUAGCAGCUCAGACCUACAAUGCUCCCAGUUCCCCCAGUCUCAGCCUUGCUUCGUGCUUUGCAUGGGCAGCAUCUGACCGAGGGAAUCCGUGAUCUAGGCUCUAAACUGGGUUUUUUCCCUCUUCAGUUUUGUGUGGCUUUAUUGUUAUUUACAUCAGAGAAGUGAAAUGUGAAUCCGCAGUGGCAUUUUGGAAAUCUCAGUUUGAUUUCUUUUGGCUUUGUUUUAAUUUUUCUGGGCAUGAGGGUGGGGGUUGCACGUGAGGAGUGGGGUGCACAUGCCGAGGCCAGAGCAAGUGUCUUCCUCUGCAGCUCCCCACAGUUACUGGUUUGAGACAGUGUCAUAAAGCCAGAAGCUGUUUUAGCUGAGCAGAUUGGCCAGCAAGCUCCCAGGAUCUGCCUAUGUCUAUGUCUCAGUGCUGGGGUCACAGUUAUGGAUGGCCUUCUUGCUUUUUGCAUGGGUGCUGGACAUUCAUGCACAGGUGUGGCGGUCAGAGGACAACUUGCAGGAAUCAAUUUUCUCUUUCCAGUAGGUGGGUUCUGGGGAAUCAAAUCAAAUCAAAAUCAGUCUUGGUGGCAAGUGCCUUUACCUCCUGCUCCACUUUUGCAAUUCCAUACAGAGUCUCUGGUAUCCCAGGCUGGCCUUGAACUUGCUAUAGUGCUGAGAACGACCUUGAUCUUGGUAGGUUUCCCUCCCUCCACUUCCAAGUGCUGGGAUUGCACAGGCACACAACCAGGUCUGGUUUAUGGAGGCUGGGGGCUCAACUCUGGGCUUUGUGAAUAACAGACAAACACAGUAUCAAUUGAGCUACGUCCUCGGCUCCCAUUUGAAUACCUUCUUUGUAGCAAUAAGGACAUUAUGUCAAAUGACACAAGCGAACCACAGGAAAAAAAAACAUGAAGGUGUCAUUUAUAUGAAGUGGUCAGAACAGCAGAUAAAUAGUGGACAGAGAGCGCUGAGAGAAGCAAGAUGGCGGACAUUCUGGAUCUUUACAAGGCAGGGGGCGAGGAUUUCACCACCAACAAGGAUGGGGACAAAAACAUCCACAAACUAAAAGAAAAAGCAAAGAAAAGGAAGGGCUGUGGUUUUGGCUCUGAGGAGUCCCAAGCACGGAUGCAGGGGGAUUAUGACAGUGUGGAGCAGGAUGGCGAUGAACCUGGACCACAGCGCUCUGUUGAAGGUUGGAUUCUCUUUGUCACUGGAGUCCACGAAGAAACCACUGAAGAAGAUUUUCAUGGCAAAUUCGCUGAAUAUGGGGAAAUAAAAUAUAUCCACCUUAAUUUGGACAGGCGCACAGGACACUAGUUUGAGUAGGACAAAGAGGCUCAGGUUGCCAUGGAGGGACUAAAUGGUCAAGAUUUGAUGAGACAGCCAAUCAGUGUCAACUGGCAUUUUGUUCAUGGUCCACCAAAAGGCAAGAGGAGAGAUGGCCAAAGAUGACGGACCGGAAACGCCAUUGAUAAAUCCUCUCUUGACCAGGUGUUCUCUGAGUCCAUUUGGUUAUGCUGCCUUGGAUAAACGGACUAGGGUGGACCUUGUGUUUAUAUUUAAUUUCUUACUCUAUCUACUUGGUAUUGCUUUUGAGUUUCAGAAAAAAAAUAAAUGUGCCAUUUUGUUUUCUACAUUUAAAACUUUAAAAAAAAAAUGUUUGCCAGGAGUGGGGGAGGGGGGAUUGCUGUCUACUGGAUAUAAAUUUCAGGGGUUUUUUUCUUUCAUAUUUGUUUAGUUUUGGGUUUUUUUUUUCUUUUCUCUUCUUGUUCUUGGGUUUUUAUUUUGAGACUUCAAACAUGAGAACAUAGUCUCAUUACUUUCCCUCCCACUCCCCCAGUGAUCCCGCCUCAAAUCCAUUCUUCAUUGUCAUUGUCACAUACACAUACACUGAGUGUGUGCACUCAGGGGACUACAGCAGAAGGACUACUAGGGCUUAUGGUUAGUCUAGACUAUAGUCCAAUGCUGCGUGGGGCCGCAUAGCAGGCAUCUGUCUCAAAAUGUCAACAAUAAAAAGAGCAGGUGUGCCUGGAUGAACCUGUAAUUCCGUCAGAAGUUAAGAGCAUCUUCAGCUAGACUUGAAGGCUAGCCUGUGCUACAUGAGACCUGCCUCAACAAACAGCAAAAACCAGGGAAUCUUUCAUUUUGGUUUCCCAAUAACAUCAUUCUCAUUGUCAGACAUUAGGAACCCCUACUGCCUGCGGCUGCUUACCCAGGGGUGUCUUUUAAACACCUCUCUUUACAUUUGUGAUACACUGAUUGAUUGGGGAGGGGUGCGUGCCGUAGCACACAUGUGGAGAUCAGAGGGCAGCUUGUAGGAGCCAGUUCAGUUCUCCUACUUAUGGGUACUUAGGGGUAGAGCUCAGCUCAACAGGCUUGGUAGAUAAUGGCUGGUUUUGUUUUUUUUUAUCAACUUGGCAUGAACUUGGACACACCUGGGAAAAGAGUAAGGCUUGAGAAAAUGCCUCCACAGGUAAGAUUGGGCAAGUCUGUGGGGUAUUUUCUUGAUUAAUGACUGAUGUGGGAGGGUCCAGCCCGUCAUGAACAGUGUGACCCUUGGGCAGGUGGCCCUGGACAAUAUAAGAAAACAGACUGACCAUGUGUUCCUUCAGGACCUCUAGUCUUGAUUUCAGGUUCCUGCCUUGAGUUCCUGUCGAGUUCCUGCCCUGACUUCCCUCAGUGAUGGAAUGCAGCUUGAGAGUUGUAAGCUGAAAUUAACUUCCUUCAAGUUGCUUUCAGCCAUUGCGUUUUAUUAUGAUAGAGACCCUAACUAAGGUGGUGCCUUUACCCCCUAAGCCAUAUCCCUGGACUUCUGCCGAUGUACCCCUGGGAUAGGCAGACUUGUUAGUGGCCCUCAAUGUUCCCUUCCAGCUUUGUGAAAUGACUUUUUCCUUGGGUGUGGACUCAUUUAGCAUCGAGCAUGGUUAGUUUCCAACCCACACACCAUGGUAACAGUAAUGGGAUGUCCUGGCUGUGAUUAAACUGCAGACACCUGCGGCCUACUUUCCAGCCGAUCCUCAUUGCCUUCCCAGCACGUGCACUCUGAGAAUGAGGCUGGUGCAGUGGAGUACCCUCGUGGAGGGCAGAUUCCUGUCAACUAGCUAGCAAACGAGGAUGUCCAGGAGCCCAUGAGGCCUUGGAUCCCGCUAAUGUCACAUGAAUGUGUAACGGGUUCCUUUGCCCCUUGAUCCUUCUGAUGCAAACAGCUGGAUUGCAGCCUGUGACAACUCUGAGCAGAGGCUCCAGGUAAGCUGUGGCUGGAGCUGCCGACCCACAACAGCUGGGAGAUGGGAAAGACGUGCUGUUUUGAGCAGCUGUAAUCAUAGGGUAACGUCGUUCCGCUUCUAUACUCAGUCGGACCAAGCGGGUUUCUAUCACCUUCGCUUCUGCUGCCUGGUACCUGAACAUGGCCAGGGUUCUUUGUAAGUUUAAGACUCAUGGUGUGCAGAAAACAUGUUGGGCAUAGUAAGGCACACUUUUAAUCCUAGCACUUGGGUGACAGGAUCUCUGUGAAUUUGAGGUCAGCCAGGGCUACAUAGUGAGACCCUGUCUCAAUAAGAGGCCAAAUAAGAAAGCAAACCAGCCAACAUCUUGUUAACCUGUUCUCCACGCAGAAAGGGAAGAGAAGGGUGCCGGAACUCAGUGUCAACCUCAGUCCCUGCACCCUUGGCCUGGAGCUCUGCCUAGUCUGGGACUGCAGGUGGCCUCAAAUGCCAUUAGUACUUAUCUGGGCCUCCAGCCAAACCCAGUUGGCAUGGUCAACCCAGUCUCUCAAGAACAAUUUUGGGUCCACUUCCUGUGUAAUUACGGGGUGUGCAACCGAGAAAACACUAUUACUGCAGCAGAGUUAACCCAGAGUCGCCUUUGCAGCCCUGGACUCCCUCUGAGGGUGACUCGGGGGCACAGUUUCUGCUCCAGGGGUUGCCUAUGAAUAUCUCCACCCUGGUAGGUGGUGGGUUAAAAGCGUUGCCUUUUUCUGGAGAGAGUUCAUUUCACCUCUGAAAUUUCAGGUCUUACAAUGGAAGUUAUUUUCCAACUGCCUGUAAUGGCUUUGUGCUGACUAAAGUAUGAAGUGGGUGGUGAGUGUCCUGUGCACAAAGUGGUGCAAAUUGUCCCUGCAGCCUGCUCUGAAAGUGACAUUGUCUAGG